AUGGCUCCCGCCGGCGACCGGGCCGGCUACUGGGGGCCGCCGACCUCUACCCUCGACUGGUGCGAGGAGAAUUACGCCGCCUCCUAUUACAUCGCCGAGUUUUGGAACACCAUUAGCAACCUGAUUUUCAUUCUACCUCCAAUCUACGGUGCCAUUCAGAGUUAUAAAGAUGGCCUUGAAAAACGGUACAUCGCUGCUUAUGCUGGCCUCACGGCUGUGGGUUUGGGAUCGUGGUGCUUUCAUAUGACCCUGAAGUAUGAAAUGCAGCUGUUGGACGAGCUGCCCAUGAUAUACGGUUGUUGCAUGUUUCUCUACUGCCUGUACGAGUGUUUCAAGUACAAGAACACCGUCAAUUAUCCGCUGCUAUUUCUACUAGCGGCCUACAGCAUCGGCGUCACCAUAGUUUACCUUAAUUGGAAACAGCCACUGUUUCAUCAGAUCAUGUACGGGAUGUUGGUGAUGGUGAUAGUGCUGCGAUCUGUAUAUAUAGUGUUGUGGGUAUACCCCUGGCUCAGGGGUUUGGGCUAUACGUCCCUGACCUUAUUUUUAGUCGGAUUUUUUUUUUGGAACGUAGACAACAUUUUCUGCGACAGACUGAGAGGGUUGCGCAAUCGGCUGCCUCCGGGGGUGGGCGUCCUGACGCAGUUCCAUGCGCUGUGGCACAUCUUGACAGGCCUCGGCUCCUACCUUCAUAUCUUGUUCAGCUUGUACUCAAGGACACUUUACCUGAAGUACCGGCCGAAGGUGAAGUUUGUCCUCGGAAUUUGGCCCGUCCUUUUAGUGGAAUUGCCCAAGAAGCAAUGA
Molecule: messenger RNA, 804 nt
Organism: Euleptes europaea (tarantolino)
Lineage: Eukaryota; Metazoa; Chordata; Lepidosauria; Squamata; Sphaerodactylidae
Gene: ACER3
Product: alkaline ceramidase 3
Exons: 11
Coding region: 1-804 (267 amino acids)
Biological process (GO): phytosphingosine biosynthetic process; ceramide metabolic process
Cellular component (GO): endoplasmic reticulum membrane
Source: RefSeq, a predicted model, not a curated record